AUGUGCCCAGCCGUCGCCUCUCCCUCUUAUCCCGUCGCACCUCCCUCCUACCCCGCCGUCGCCAUUCCCUCCCAUCCCGCCGCCACCUCACACCCCGUCGUCGCCUCUCACUCCCACCUCCCCGUCGCCUCUCCUUCCCUCCCCGCCGUCGCCUCUCCUUCCCUCCCCGCCGUCGCCUCUCCUUCCCUCCCCGCCGUCGCCUCUCCUUCCCUCCCCGCCGUCGCCUCUCCUUCCCUCCCCGCCGUCGCCUCUCCUUCCCUUCCCGUCGUCGCCUCUCCAUCCCUCCCCGCCGUCGCCUCUCCUUCCCUCCCCGCCGUCGCCUCUGCUUCCCUCCCCGCCGUCGCCUCUGCUUCCCCCCCCGCCGUCGCCUCUGCUUCCCUCCCCGCCGUCGCCUCUGCUUCCCUCCCCGCCGUCGCCUCUCCUUCCCUCCCCGCCGUCGCCUCUCCUUCCCUCCCCGCCGUCUCCUCUGCUUCCCUCCCCGCCGUCGCCUCUGCUUCCCUCCCCGCCGUCGCCUCUCCUUCCCUCCCCGCCGUCGCCUCUCCUUCCCUCCCCGCCGUCGCCUCUGCUUCCCUCCCCGCCAUAGCCUCUCCUUCCCUCCCCGCCGUCGCCUCCAGCGACAAGUGCACGAGCGCAAGCGCGAGUUGGUGCGCGAGCGCAAGUCGGUGCGCGAGCGCGGGUUGGUGCGCCAGCGCGGAUUGUUUUCUGAGGCACCGUGAUUAUCAGGUGCGUUCCCGGUCCUUUCAUCCUCUCUCCCCCCUCUGA
Molecule: messenger RNA, 762 nt
Organism: Closterium sp. Naga37s-1
Lineage: Eukaryota; Viridiplantae; Streptophyta; Zygnematophyceae; Desmidiales; Closteriaceae
Source: the annotation of a GenBank genome assembly